UACUGUGCAGACCUGGAAGCCAUGUUUCUGUCACUCCCCACGCUGACAGUACUUGUCCCUCUGCUGUCAUUGGCUGGGAUUUUGUAUUCUGCCUCUGUGGAAGAGGACUUUCCCAAAGGGUGCACCAGCACAGCCAGUGUUUGUUUCUACAGCCUCCUGCUUCCAAUUACUUUGCCUGUGUAUGUGUUCUUUCAUCUAUGGACGUGGAUGGGACUUAAGCUGUUUAGGCACAAUUAAUUACCAAAUUGACUGUACACAUUGUUAUUGGUCAUUGUGGGGGAUAUCUUUAUGCUGGCCUGUAGCAAUUCUUGAUAAUAAUAAAAGGUGUCCUGCAAUGUAAA
Rana temporaria (common frog) is the source of this 341-nucleotide messenger RNA. It is a transcript of the gene PIGY, whose product is annotated as phosphatidylinositol glycan anchor biosynthesis class Y. The transcript has a single exon. Bases 22 to 237 code for a protein of 71 amino acids. Lineage: Eukaryota; Metazoa; Chordata; Amphibia; Anura; Ranidae. The record is from RefSeq and is a predicted model, not a curated record.